Molecule: messenger RNA, 1918 nt
Organism: Teleopsis dalmanni
Lineage: Eukaryota; Metazoa; Arthropoda; Insecta; Diptera; Diopsidae
Product: homeobox protein HMX3-like
Exons: 2
Coding region: 21-1466 (481 amino acids)
Biological process (GO): regulation of DNA-templated transcription
Molecular function (GO): DNA-binding transcription factor activity, RNA polymerase II-specific; DNA binding
Source: RefSeq, a predicted model, not a curated record
AAUAUUUAAACAUAAUAUUGAUGUUAAAAAUGCUUUGUCAACCCACAAUGCGUCCAGCAAGUCCAGCUGAAUCAGAAAUAUCCGUCGGUGGGGCACCGAGUCCACUACCACAACAUCACCAUUUGCAACGUAAUAGUGCUUUAGAUUUACUACAACAUCAACAAUUAUUGAUGCAACAACAUGCAGCAGCAGCUGGCCUCAUAUCGCGCUCAGCCGUCGGAGCUGUCGCAGAAGAAUACUUUCAGCCGCUGAAACGCUUGCGCAUGUCAGCUGAAGCUGCUGAUACUCGUGAUCGUACCCCCAGUCCAGUGCAAAUUUCAGUGGCAACAACUAACGCAACAACGACAACAGCAGCUGCUAAUUGCAAAUCUAAUAUUGAGGGAGUGAAAAGUUUCUCUAUUGCAGAUAUAUUGGGUCAUGAAAAACGCGGUUCUUCAGCUUCACCGCCACCACCACAAACGCGGACGAUGGCAACUACUAGUUUGUUGCAACCGCGUACAGAACCAUUAGACGUAGUAAGUGCAGCAGCCGCUGCUGGUGUGCCACAUCCUGCCGCAGCUGCUAUGUUAUUACCUACUGCACAGAUUGUGCGACCUUGGGAUCAUUUACUGGGUCCAAUGCCCGUGCGCCCAUUCAUACCACCCGCACUAUUACAUUAUGAGCAACGUUUAGCUUUGGACUAUCAUCGUCAACUGCAAGAACAUUUUAAUGCACAGGCACAAAUAUUACGCCAUAUGGGUAUGGAUAUAAUACCAUCGGAAAGUGGUUCGGAACGCUCUAGUUCAGCAGCUAGUGAUUGUUGUUCCCCCGAAAUUUUACGUUCUUCAGGAGAAUCUGGUGCUCAGACUCGUCAUUCACCACAUACUGGUAACGAACGUGAACGUUCGGGUAAUUCUAAUUCUACGAAUGGUAACUCAGCUUCAGGAAGUGGUAAUAGUUCCAGUAAUACUGGCAAUUUAAGUUCCAGCAACAACAAAACCAAAGCAAAUGGUACACCUCUAGAUGCACUAUUUCAAAUGACAACGAAAGAUUUUGAUGAAUCGCAAGAUAAAUCUCAUUUGGAUCUCUUUUCUAAUCGGCCACAACCAAAGAAAAAACGCAAGUCUCGUACAGCAUUUACAAAUCAUCAGAUUUUUGAGCUGGAAAAGCGUUUUCUCUAUCAAAAAUAUCUUUCGCCAGCAGAUCGCGAUGAGAUUGCUGCUGCUCUGGGUCUCUCCAAUGCACAAGUUAUAACUUGGUUCCAGAACCGUCGAGCUAAACAGAAACGUGACAUCGAAGAGCUAAAAAAAGAUUUUGAUAGUGUUAAAGUCUUCUCGGCGCAUAAAUCAUUUUUGGAAAAUGUCAAUGAUCUCAGUAUACUAAAGAAAAAACCCAUACAUGAAGCAGAUAUGGUUGGUUUGGCAGCGGCCGCUGCUGGUAUGGUACCCGUUCCAACAGCGGCGCAAACUCUGAGCCCACAGAAAUGAGCAUACUCUAGUUACUAUGCCAAAUACACUAAACACUUACCGAGCAUGUUAUAAAGAGCUGGGCCAGGAAAACAAUUAAAUGAUCAUUUUCAGUUUAAUUUUAUGCAAAGCGCUUUUGUUUGACUUUAUUGCGCCGCUGAAAAAUGCUGCACAGACGACAGAAUGCGCUUUUAUUUACGUGAGCAAAUAUUCAACUACGAACUAUCUGAUGAUUGAGCAGUGAUCUGCUGAUGAUAGAUACACAACAGAUUGGCGAAGAAGACUUCUUGCAAAUAAGUGCCACAGAUUGGCAGCAAUCCGUUACCAAUGAUGAUAUGCGGAAAAGCACAUCUAUGGUCUACAAUAACAACAGAACUAGGAUGUGGAAUAUAGCAGUAGCUAUCAUUACUAUUUGUUUUGGGAAUGCUGAUAUUUAAAAUAAUAUUGCGACAAGAUCCAUUAUAUUAUAUUAA